UGUUUCCCUCCACAGAUGGGAAAGCAGGUGGUGAUGGAGGGAAUUCGGAGCUCAAAGAAGUCUCACCUGGAAAGUGUUCAGCACCCUACUUCUUCAGUGCAGCUGAUGAGAUCAACUUUGCAGCCUAACAGAGACUAACACUGCCAGAAGAAAUCAAAACACUUCUCUCCCCUUCCCAUAUGUAGUUAGGUGCCUCGGGGUUGUUAAAUAGGCUUUAAAAUGUUGCACUAUACUUUUUUUCCCUCUUCCCCCCCCCCUUAGGUCGGUGACUGGGUUUGGAUUUGUACCAUACGGAACACGCCUCAGGUUGCAGCAAAAGUCAGUCUUGUUAAAUUUCACCUUAGGGGACCCUCAGCACAAAUCCAAAAAAUAGUAUGAACAUGCCUUGUGCUCCGCUGAGUUGCCUGUAGUAUGUUGUGCUUUUGCUCCCAGGAAACGUCGAAUGAAUAUUCCAAAUCAACCCGGAAGUUGGGGAGCAUCUAACAAUCUUAUUUUUGAACAGGUCUAUGGAUGGAACCUUCCCACUGACGUCACACAGGAAAAAUGACGGAAACGCGAUAGCGGUUCACCCUAGAGGCAGACAGGGUUAGUUGCAUACAGACUGUGCUCCAACAGCAGAUUGUUGUGCGGAAAGGGGCGGAAUCGUAAUAUCCUCCCUCCACAACUCCCGUAAGAAAUAAAAUGGACCGAGCCCCAACUACAGAAGCAACCUCAGACUUGCUGUCUGCUGCGCACGCGCAAUUUCGAGACCAAAGGUUUGAGAAAGCAGAAGAGCUCUACAGCCGCUAUGUUGAGCAUUGCGCAUGCUCCGGCAAGAGCCGUCAGUCCUGUCAUGAUCUGGCAACAGCAUUUAACAACAAGGGACAGAUCAAGUACUUAAGAGUUGACUUCUAUGAAGCAAUGGAUGAUUUUACAUCAGCUAUAGAAGUGCAGCCUGAUUUUGAAGUUCCAUAUUAUAACAGAGGAUUAAUAUUAUAUAGACUAGGUUUCUUUGAUGAAGCCUUGAAGGAUUUCAAGAAGGUCUUGGAGCUAAACCCUAACUUUGAAGAUGCUUCUUUAAGUUUAAAACAGACUAUACUGGAUAAAGAAGAAAAACUAAAAAGAAACUAUUGAAAUUCAACUACAGAUGAAGCCUGUAUUAACUUGAGAUUGGAUUGGAUUUUCUCUACCUUAGAUGUUUAUUUUUUGGCUCUGUUGAAUUUGAAAUUAUUAUUGAAGUGUAUGUGGAAGUUUUGUAGUGACAGUGCAGAAUUGUUAAAAGAGUACUGUUUUAACCCUGUCUCAGGUUCUGUUCAUUGUAUAUACAGUAUUAAAACCAUGGGUGGGCAGCCUUCUUCUCUCCCAAGAACUGUAUUCCCUCAGGGGCUACAUAAAGUGACCACAGCUGCCAGCUCCCCCCCAUCUUCUCUUCCUUUGUAGCAGGCUGCUGGGGGUGGGGGACAGAAAGAUUGCUUGCAGAGAGAUUUUGAAAUUAGGCCUAUGGAUGCACACCUAUGUAUUAAAGCUCAAAAUCUCUAAAUGGGAGCUAGUAAUAAGUCUAGUACUAAAAGUACUAUAGUACUUAAAGUGUCUAGUACUGUACUGGUUACCACAACAGACAACAGUUGAAAAGUCACCAGGGAAGAGGAUCAAGAUAGAUCUUUUGGUCUUGUCUUAAUGUAUUAAAACUUCUGUAUCAAAUUUACAAGUGGUCGAAAUCUUUGGUCAUAGUUCAGCCAAGUUAAAAACCUGCUUGGGUCUCUUCUUUGAGCGCUUAACAUCAAUCCUGCCUUCCUGUCCCAAGCUAGCUUUUUUUCACCUCAAAUGUCAGAAUGGUGUUGCAUGGCUUACAAGCAUGUAAGAGGCCUGCUUAGUCAAACCAAAUGCCUACCUAGUUUAGUAUUCUGUUUCCAGCAACAGCCAACCUAUUGACUUCAGUGGGGCAUAUGCCCAGGUAAGUGCGAUUAGGAUUGUAGCCUAAAUAAAUGCCAAAAUACAGGAAGCCCUCUUAAAAAUAGGUUUUACAAGUCUAGACAGACAGUCUUACCUAACAUCUCACACUGGCAACCCAUUCUUACUCCAGAAAGCUCAAGUCAGUAUUUGUCCUAAUGAGUCUGUGAGAGUUUAGGUUGCCUGUGACUUAGGCAACAACGCUGUAGGAGCUUCAGGCAGGGCAAGGGCUUGAACAUAGCAAUUUCUACAAACUUCAACAGCUCCCUAUACAAUUAUUUUUAAAUUAGUUUUGAGAAUUAAGUUUUACAAUUCUGAAAUACUAGAGAAAUAGGGGCUAUGCACUGUCGCUGGGAGGUGUUUAUGUAGGCUGUGUCUUGUGGUCUACAGACCUGUUGAGCAUUGUUCUUCCUGAACUUUGGAAGUUUUACAACAUUUCAGCUUUGUUCCAAUUUGUGACAACCAUAAAAGUUAUAGAAUGUAAAAUAGAACACCCACCCCUUAACUUUGCCUUUGGACGGUGGAAAUAUUUAUGCAUUUGAUUGUUGUAUUGCCUGAAAGAAGCCACUGAAAGAAGUCAAACUAUCCUGAAGUGCUAGUGGAAUCUGGAUCAGAUUCAGGUAUCUAUUGUUAUAGCCAGCUAUAAUACUGGGCACUAAGUCCUGUGACUAAAGAGAAAAUCUGAUUGUUAAGCAGAUGCAUUAAGAAUAACUUUAGUUUGACAGAAUAGGACCAAGGUCAUAAUUUUAAGAUUUUACAUAAUAUAAAACAAUAUUGCACAGCCAUGGCAUUGAACAAAUGCAACAACCAAGUCACAUUUGCUCUUACAUGCAGCUUUAAUGAUCAUUAGUAUAUAAAGCCUACAUAGAUUCAUUAGCAGAGAGACUGCUGAAAUGAAACAAGUGCAACUUUUAUUUUAAGAUGGUUCCCAACAGAAGGGAGCUCCACUGAACUUCAGGGACAGAUAACAGGCUGCAGAGAGUUCAUAAGAAAAUGGUAGGUCAGUGUGAAGGAUUACAGCCUUACAGCACUGCACGAGGACAAAUUACUGAAUGCAUGAAGCAAUUCUAACAGUGCUUUUCAAUCCUGGGUCUGGAUCAGUAAAUUUAGCAGAUGGUCAGCGGCUAAUGAGAAGCGCUGGCAGAGUCUCCCUUGGCUAGGGUAAUUUCAGACUUGAAUAGUUUACAGGACAUUUCAGUUUUAUUGUUAGGAAAUACUUGGAAAGAUCUGAACAAUGAUGCAGAUUCUUUCAUGCAUUUCUCACUUCAAAUCCAUGCCAUUCUGUUAAAUUGAGAUGCAUCACUUCCUAUAUGAUCUGAUCCAUUAAUAUCAAACAAUGGUACACUUUUGUGUAGUGAUUUUACUAUAGCUGUCUAGAAGUGGUUCAUUGCAUUAGAUAAAGCUUUGUCUUAUUCUGUGAGGUAGUUUGGCCCACAUGAACACCUGGCAAGGGGUAUAAAGCGACAAGCUACAGCCAGCUAGUCUCAGUUCUUGGCCUUCCAAAAUGGGAAAUAAAGUUACAUUGUCAUUGCAAGCAACAUCAAAGACACAGAUUGUUACAAACAUGUUACUAGCUAACCUGGAGAUCUGCCAAGCUGUCUAGAACAAUUGAGGGGAUAAAAAAUGUUAUUUGCCUCUGUGAGUAAAUGGAUUUGUUAUGCAUUAUGCAAAAUGAGAAUGUUUGGUUAUUUCUACCCUAGGCUGCUUAAGGCAUAACACUCUGGAUCUCAUCCUUGUAACAUAGGCUAGGCAAGAAGCUUAGCUGGAAAAUAGCUUAGCUGGAAAGUUAACACAAUGACCUUGGGCAAGCAAAGGUUUGAGCCUCAGUCCCCCCACCCCCAACAUCCAAUACUGAAUAUCUGGUAUUGUCACUGCACCACACAAGGCCUUUGGUAUCUAUCACAGUCCCAACAGGAUUGAUGUCAUCCUAUAAGUUCAGUGGCAAGAUGAACUCUUUUUUUUAAAAAAAAGUCAAAUAUAUUUUCAAAAUGCAUUUGUAAGGAUGAGAAAUUAAGUCCUAAAAUAAAAUCAA
Rhineura floridana is the source of this 3961-nucleotide messenger RNA. It is a transcript of the gene TTC32, whose product is annotated as tetratricopeptide repeat domain 32. The record is from RefSeq and is a predicted model, not a curated record. Lineage: Eukaryota; Metazoa; Chordata; Lepidosauria; Squamata; Rhineuridae. Gene Ontology annotation, molecular function: protein binding. The transcript is spliced from 3 exons. Bases 682 to 1113 code for a protein of 143 amino acids.